Molecule: messenger RNA, 2530 nt
Organism: Angiostrongylus costaricensis
Lineage: Eukaryota; Metazoa; Nematoda; Chromadorea; Rhabditida; Metastrongylidae
Source: the annotation of a GenBank genome assembly
CUGCAAAAUUUAGGAGGAUGUCUGGCAUAUUCUUGACGCGAAAGGAGAGAGAGAAAGUGUCGAAGCAGAGGUUGAGUUCUCGACUUUAUCGUCGAAAACUCUGCACUGCAAAGCAAAAAACGUUGCUGGAUCAAAUUUCACUUCGUUGACGUUUAACGUAAAGAAACCAGGUGAUCCACCACAAGACAUCCAGGUGCUUGCUAUUGAUGCGCGUGAUGUGGUGAUCGCGUGGAAAGCACCUAGGCAUCCGAAUAUGAAAGUCAAAGUGAUUAAGCUUACAUUAGUUGGUUGUCUCCAAAAUUUUUUUGUCACUUUGACGCUUCCAACCGAGCAGCUGAAGCCGUCGCACAUCUACUAUGUACGAGUACGAGCGUUUAAUGAAGCUGGCUCGGGGCCUUUUUCGGAUCCGAUUCACUUUAUCACGCCGAAUGGAGGCCCAGAAAAUGCCCCUACAAGCGUAACUGUGGACAUAAACGAGGCCAACAUUGCUGUGAUACGAUGGCAAAGGCCGACCUCGUCCACAGAAAUAUUGGUUGGUGAUAAUUAUGUGAUCUACUUUACAAGGGACUUAGGAAUCUCCAACGAAGGCUAUCGUGAAUGGCAGACGGUUGAAGUUCCGGCAACACAAACACACUACACGUUCGAUCAUCAAAUUGGCUUAAAGCCAAAGACAUUCUAUCGAUUGAGAGUCGGUGCGAAAAACGACAUUGCUGAUGGACCCGUCAGCGAAACGAUAGAGUUCGAAACUGCCUAUUCCGAGCUUCCAAUUCCAACAGACAUCAAGGUAAAAGUAAACGAGGACAAUUCAUUGACUAUCACGUUCUCAGCGGUUCGAGAUCCCGACGAUCACUCGAACGUCAUUGAGCAUUACAAGAUCGAACUUGCUCAAUCGGAUGACGUCUUGACUGCACAUUGGUUCCCAGUGAAUACUAAAACGAUCGCCGUCGAUCAUGUUACUUCAAAGGUUACCAUAGAGAUUGACAGUUCAACCCUGGCUCCCAGCAGCAUGUACUGGAUGAAAAUCACUGCAUCACUGGACAAUCCGACUCGUUUCGUGCAGUGUCACUUCUUUCCUAAGCUGAUGUAUAGUUUAGAACACAAAACUCGUGUGAAAAUCGAAGGAGCUCCGUUAGUGGAAAGAGAACCAAAUCUGUUCGAAGAACUGCAACUGGUGUGUCGUGCUGAAGGUAGCCCCGCUCCAGUGCUCGUUUGGUACUGGAACGACAACAAAAUUCAGUCUGAAUCGCAGGGAUGGUCAGUACGAGAAGAGCACAGCGAUCGGAAAACAGUGUUAGUAUCUGUGCUCACGCGAAACAGCGUGCGUGAAUCAGGACGUGCAGUGUGCAUCGCAACGAACGACGACAGUAGUGCUACAGCUGAGAUUGAGGUGCGAGUACUUGGUCCUGGAAGCGCUCCACGAAAUAUGAAGGCUAUAGGUUGGCGGAAUCAAAUCAACAUUUCCUGGAUCGAGCCGCUAUUUCCGAACGGUGCCAUUAUGAAAUACAUUGUCUAUUAUGCUACACGCAACGCAAUAGAUCUUUCCGAAUGGGAGAAAGUUGAAACUGAGACGACUAAGAUUGACGUCGAGGCUACAUCGCCGGAAACACUCUAUCUAGUCAGGGUUCAGGCUGCUACUGUUGAUGGGCCAGGCAUCAUUUCCGAACCGGUCGAAUGUUAUAGUGACACGUAUUAUGAGCCCAUCGUUCUGAGUCUCUUUUCUACGAAUGUCGUCGAUUUCGAAGCUGAGCCAAAUCAAACGGUGACCAUAAGAUGUAGCGCUCAGGGGCAACCAACUCCACGUCUGUUCUACGCCUGGGAAAAUGAUGCGGAAAUCGAGGUCACAGAUCUGUUGGUGAGCACCAGCACACAUCAUGUCAGUGCAGAAUUUCGACGAAGCGCGUUCAAAAACGACAGUGUAACUUGUCGAGCUGAGAACAAACACGAAAACGUGAACAUCACCCGGAAGCUGAUCAUUCGCAAACCAGGCGAUGCUCCAUCGAACGUAACGUGGAUGUUUGACAAAAACGACAGCCUCUUCAUAAACUGGAACCGAGUGCGGUACCCAAAUGGCAAUGUGACCUACGUUUUGUACCUUUCUAAUUUCGUGGAUCGUGUUCCGGGACCACCAAUCCGAAUACCUAAAGUUCCAUAUGAUGUAAAUGUGACACUACAAAUUUCCGCAGAAAAUGAGUGGGGUGAAGGACAGAAGUCACCUCCGAUAACUUUCCUCACGCCAAAUGGAGGACCGAAAGAUGUGCCAUCGAUAACGGCAUUACAAUCAAAAGAUGGUAAAGUGACGGUAACGUGGCAGACUCCGACGAUGCCAAACGGGAAGAUCAAGCAUUACACUAUCUACUUCAAAAAAAGUGAAGAGAGCGACGAACAGCCGUGGCAAUAUGUGGAAGUGAAUGCGAAUCGAACACAAUUCAUCAUCGAUAGUCUGAUAGGAUUGCAAGAAAAUGCAAAGUACAAACUGAAAAUCUCAGCCACCAAUGAACGCCAUGAAGGACCGACUUCAGAGGUAGUAUAA